This is a messenger RNA of Pristis pectinata (smalltooth sawfish), 8353 nucleotides long. RefSeq names its product epsin 2 (gene epn2). Gene Ontology annotation, molecular function: clathrin binding; phospholipid binding. Gene Ontology annotation, biological process: endocytosis. The transcript has 10 exons. Lineage: Eukaryota; Metazoa; Chordata; Chondrichthyes; Rhinopristiformes; Pristidae. The coding region runs from base 521 to 2293 and encodes 590 amino acids. Gene Ontology annotation, cellular component: endosome; plasma membrane; clathrin vesicle coat. The record is from RefSeq and is a predicted model, not a curated record.
AGGCGCGCCGCCGCCAUGUUGUCGUCAGGCGGACGGGACUGCAGAGCAGCCGCUGGAGCCGCGCCGCCGCCGCCGCCCGCCCGCGUUCCCGGCCGUUACCUCAGAGGAAAACGCCCAGAAGCUUCUAGGCGCCGGUGCGCGCGUGCGCGCGGCUGCGGGACCGAGCAGAGGGAGGACGGAAACUUUCCACUUGUUACGGGCUUUGCCGGGGAGUUCGGGAGUUGGGCGAUGGCUGAGUGCCUCCCCCGGCCUGGCUGCUGGUCUUCGUCUCCCAGCCACCGGGUACCGGCCCUCCCUACAGCUGCAAGCUGUCAACCUGAUGAGGUUAUUUGCCAACAAUGAGAAUUAUCUUUGAUGAGAGGAAAUGAUUUCACCUGCAGAUACACAACAGGCAUUGAAAUAUACAAAGAUUUCAGUGGUGUUUCCAGCAAUAGUUGUUGGGUGUGAAAAUCAGUGAAUACCAUUGAGUAAUUGGAAAGAAAAACUUUUACUGAUAGAUUUGCUUUUGACCAGGUUCAUCAUGACUACAUCAGCUAUUAGACGGCAAAUGAAAAACAUUGUGAACAAUUAUUCUGAAGCUGAAAUUAAAGUGCGUGAGGCAACCUCUAAUGACCCUUGGGGACCUUCUAGUUCCUUAAUGACUGAAAUCGCAGAUCUAACUUACAAUGUUGUGGCAUUCUCAGAAAUAAUGAGUAUGAUAUGGAAGCGUCUCAAUGAUCACGGCAAGAAUUGGCGACAUGUUUACAAGGCACUGACGCUGUUAGACUAUAUGAUAAAAACUGGAUCUGAAAGAGUUGCACAACAGUGCAAGGAAAACAUAUUUGCUAUUCAGACCUUGAAGGACUUCCAGUACAUUGAUCGUGAUGGUAAAGAUCAAGGCAUAAAUGUACGUGAAAAGUCAAAGCAGCUUGUCACUUUGUUGAAGGAUGAUGAACGGCUCAAGUCAGAGAGAACCCAGGCUCUUAAAACAAAAGAACGUAUGGCUCAAGUAGCCACGGGAGUAGGAAGCAAUAAUCAAAUUACUUUUGGUCGUGGGUCUAGCCAGCCUAACUUGUCCACCAGUUAUUCAGAACAUGAGUAUGGAAAAUCAGGAGGAUCACCUGCUUCGUAUCAUGGUUCAACCUCUCCUCGCGCUUCUUCGGAGUUGGAACAAGCCAGACCACAAACCAGUGGUGAGGAAGAACUUCAACUGCAGUUGGCUUUAGCUAUGAGUAGGGAAGCAGCAGAACAGGAGGAUCGCCUCCGUCGUGGUGAUGAUCUUCGACUUCAGAUGGCUUUGGAGGAGAGUCGCAGAAAUUCAGCUGUAUUAGUGGGCAGCACUGCUCCAAAGAAGAAAAAGGCAUCCAUGGUUACCCUCAUGGAUCCCGUGCCAGCUGCAACAUCAAAGAAAAAUGGACUCUGGGAAAUAUCCGUAAGGCCAGUUCUAAUAGAAAAACCUGACCCCUGGGGAGGAGCAGGUAGUCCGGUGGCUUCUGACCCAUGGCAAUCACUUGAUGCAAAACCGACUGCCACUAUUGAUCCUUGGGGUGCUUCUGCUUCAUCUACCCCACAAACGCUUACUAAAAGUAUAGACCCAUGGACUUCACAGACCACCUCUGCUGUUGUGACAUCUUCAGCUGAUCCCUGGGGACCAGGUCCUUCAGCUGAUUCUAUUUCUGGGAGUACAGCCUUUGAUCCCUUCAGCACGUUAAAUGGUGCUGCGAAAGAUGACUUUGCUGAUUUUGAGGACCUUCGAGCUUCAUCAAAAAAGCCAGGUGAGACUGAUGUGUUGGGAGGAAGUUCCAGGCCAAGUGGUUCAAUUAGCCCAGAUCUCCUUGACACUCAACUCAAUAGUUCAGCACCAGCAAAACAGACUACAGCUCGGAAAACACCUGAAUCCUUUUUGGGUCCUAAUGCAGCUUUAGUGAAUCUGGAUUCUCUGGUAUCCAAACCUAUCCAACCUUCCAAUAUAUCUAAUCCUUUUCUGGCUUCAGGUUCAACUCCAGUCCAGGCCACUCAGAUAAAUCCGUUUCAAGUUAACCAGCCACAGCCUCCUACACUGAACCAAAUGCGAGCAAGUCCUUUGAUGGCCCCAGGACAGUCUACGUUUGGUACUAUGUCUACAGUUAAUAUGGAGUCCAUGCCACUCACCUCCAUAUCAGCACCAGUGGCAAUGGGCAUGGUUCCAGUGCCAAUGAUUGGUAGGAUGGGUACAGCAAUGAACAUUACUGGAACAAUGCCCCAACCACUUGUAUCAACAGGCAUUCCUCCACCUACAUCCCAGACCUCUACAACUAACCCUUUCCUAUUAUAAAAGACCAGAGGAGAUAUCUUCAUUAGAGUGAAAACCUAGAUAGGAGUGUGGUUAAUUGAGUUAAAUGUAUUCUAGACUACAUUUAAGGGUGUGGUGAGGAAACCUUCACAGUAGGUUUGGGUUUUGCUGUGUUGGUUUUUAUGAAGUACAUAUUGACAGUGGUUAAUUUUCACUAUUUUCUGAAGAAGCUAUUUGCUGCCAAUGGAGGUAUCAUAUGGUGACUGAACAUGUAGUUGAACACUAGUAAUAUGAAUCUAAUAUUCAUACCUCCUGAAUUCUCCAGUCCUUAAGUGCAUAUUACAGUUUGUCCAAAGGUAACAUAGUCUUCUGUGCAGUAUAUUCAGUUUUUGCAUUUCUCAUGUCACUUGCUUCAAAACAAAAUAUAAAGGCCACUGACUGUUUUCAAGAAUUAGAACUUUGCUUCCUAAUAAUAAAAAAAGCAAAUCUGAAACUUAAGUAUCCCAAAUCAGAACAAGUAUAACAUCCAGUUUUCAUAACUGACAAAUUCUUCCAACCUAUUCAUAGCAGUAAGGAUUUUUGAAUUGUGCUGUGUUUUGGCUGCUACAAAGUUGCUUUUGGAUUUGGACUGUUGCAUGCAUCUUUAAUUGCUUUUUGAAAUAACAUUCUAGGCUCUGGAUGUUAUUUUAGCAGAUGGUAUUGGCUAUUGUUCAGUAUUAAUCAUGGUUCAGCACCGAGCAGAUGUGAAAUUCCUUGUGGAGUUGUGCUAAUCAAAAAUAAAUGCAGUGAUCAGGAACAAACUGCAGACACAAAUUUCAGUAACUCCGAGGAGGAUUUUUUUAUGUAAGAAAAGUUGCAUGCAUCAGUCUGUUAUUGAAAUCUAAACUUUGCUACUUACUGGCUAUUCUCUAGUGCGAAACACAUUUAGGCAAGGCAGUAGUGUGCACCAUUGUUAAUGCAGUAAAUUAUAGAGUUAAAGGAAAAAUACAUCAGUGUAACUUUGGAUUCUAGGUGCUUUUUUUUAAACUUUCUUUUAGAUUUUACUAAGUACUGCAAACAUUAAGCUACUUCAGACUCCACAUCGGUAUAUGCAGUUAAUCCUGUACACUUUGCACAGCAUUUUUAAUAGAUAAAUCUUCAUGUAAAGGUCAAGUAGCCAAGUUAUGAGUCUGUAAUUUGCAACCAUAUUGUAGUUUACAGAAGUUUUAUGCUAUUUUUAAUCUUUCUGUCUAGGGACUUUUGGUAAGAUUUUGCAAGCGUGUUUUUUAUCUGCUUUAAAACAUUGUGUUGACAGGUGCCAUAAUGUGCGGUCCAAACUGUAUCUUUGCUUCUUUGUUGAGAGAAAGAAUAAGCUCUGUAUUUUAGAAAGGGAAAAGGGAAUCCUGUAAUUGAGAGUGUACUUGUAUUAUUGUGUUCAGUAUGUCAUGUUGGUUCAACACUAAGUGCAUAGCAAGUUAUUAAGUUUUGUAAUUUAAAACAGAUUUUCUUUAUGAAUGAAUGAUCAGACUGGUUACUUAAGGGUGAAUUGCUAUGCAGAGAAGGUAGAUAGUAGUCCUACAGUUUUAUUUUAACAACUUACGGGAAAGCAACAGUGAUCAGUCUGUGCUUUGCUUUUAACGAAUGAGAAAUUUCCUAUCCUAGCAUUUUGGAGUGUGUGUUUUGCAGUUUCAUUUGGUUUUGUUUAUUAGCUGGGAAAUGAGUUUUGGAGACGUGGCCAACAGCAAGUUAGUAUUUCUUUUAAAGGGAAAGUUAAAGGCUUGUAUUUGUUCUCCUUCCACAAGUUCAUUUACUUUUAUAAAACAAUAACUUGGAUUUCUGUAUCAUUCAUUAAAUACUUAGAAGUCUUGAGUGAUUUGAUAGUGAACAAUCUGGCAUUAAUAACAGUAGGUAUCAGUAUUUACUCAUUGUAAAUAUGUUGCCAGGCACUAUAUCUUCCAGUAAUCACUUGACAUGCAUAUAUUUCAUACCUACAUUUGAUGACUAUUAUGAACUUUAUCCUACUCGGAUUUACAUUUGGAAGUUGAGUUGUCACCUGUCAUUCACGCUUAAGUGAAAUACUGAGUUUUAGCUAAUAUCAUUUUACUUAGAUAAUGAAAAAGAAAAUACCUUCAAUAAUAAUUUUAAAAUAUGGGUGUGGAAUAAUUGUUCAUGUGUCAAAGUAAUUUGUCUAGUUAUAGCAUAUAGCUAUGGUGGUAUGCACCUUAUUUAAAAAAAAGUCAUUAUUAGCAAUACAAGUAUGGCAUAUUAUAUGACUUAGAAUUUUCCAAAUUUCUGAAAAUGAAAAUUCUAUUGCUUUUAAAGAUUGACAUUAGUAUAUGCAUUUUUAUAUCCAGAAAGUGGUCAUUUACAUACCAAAUAUGGAAAUGCCACAAUAAAAUUCAUGCUAAGCAAGUUCAUUUGAAACAUGACCCUGUUUGACCUUGCACAUAUAUAUUUAUAUUCUACAAUUCCAGUUAUUUUGAAUUGAUUUAAGUUCUUCGAAGGGUUCAUGUGAGUGCGUGAGAAUAUGCAUGCUAAGAGUGCAGCCACUACUUGUAUAGUCUUGCAUUUAGUCACUAAAAUGUAUACAAAGCUUCUGGUAAGAUUUGUAUUGUUUUCAUCAUGUACUGUAAAAUUUCUUUGCUGUCAUUCUGUUAAUAACUUUGCAUCAAUGUAAAUGUAUGGUAGUCUACCAUCUGUACCUGUUGUGUAAUUUCAUGUGUACUGUAACUGUGCAUUGGUUUUACUAAAAUAAGUCAUAUAGUAGAAUUUCAAUUGUCACUUGCAUAGUUAUAACUUUAAAUGCCUGUUUUUUUUAUCCUAAACACACACGAAUUAAGUAAGUCAAGGAACUGGAAAAUCAAUGUAAGACAUUUAAUUGGAAAGAACAUGACUUUCUAGAAGAUGGGAACUGACAUGUCACAUACGAAUACCUAUUUUUGGUUACCGUACAGGACUCGGUUGGUACUUUGUAAAGGCACUCACUCCUACCUGCCACGUGUGAUUUUGACUGAAUUUAAUGAUGAAUGAGGACCAAAUUCGUGAUCCCAGCGAGUUUGACACACGCCUUAAGUGCUCAUAGUGAUGUGCCAGAAACCCAGUUUUAGAAAGGCCAGGGAAGUAGUUGUAGGGUCGAAUGAACUCUUCUAAAACAGAAUCUAGGCUAAUUCAGUGUUCAGUGAUUUCCACACCCCCCCCAUGGCUGGGGAUUUUAGCCCUAAAUGCUUGCAUAUUUCUAUAAAUGGGUCUUUUUUCUCCCUGUGGUAUCUGUACUCAGUGUCAUCUCCAUUUAUUUAUUAUAUCUGAUCUUCAGAAAUUUACAUAUUUGCUCCAACACAGGCUAAUGUUUUGGAGAUGGGGUGAUGCACUACCCUCAGUACAUCAGGAGAGAUUGCCACAGAGUUCCUUUCAAGGAGCUGGGUUUCAGAAAAUAAAUAGGCUCUAUUGGAAGAGAAUAUUCUGGACAAUGGGGAAGGGAAUAACCAGUGGUACAUUAAGCUGCAAAGUUGCACCAAACUACUUCAGUCACCGGGACCUUGUUUUUAAUUGUUUGCACUCUAUCAACGUAUUGCAAUAACAAUUUUUAAUUGAAAGAAAAUCUACUUGCAGUUUUAGUUUUAGAUAUAAGUUUAAACUAGGUUGGUGUACCUUAUUCAUGUAAUUGCUUUCAUUCUACAAUAUCCAUAAAGAUGUUUGGUUUACCUCUGAGAUGAAGCAUAUUUCUUCUAAUAAACUGAGGUACACAAUGGGUGAUUACACCAGCUGAGAAAAAUUCCAUUGUUGGUGCACAUUAUUUAAAAUGUAGGAACUUGUAAAGAAUCUUCUGGAACUUGUGGAAACUAAAGCUUAUACCCUAAUAAACAUAUAUCGUGCUUCCUCAAAGUUAUGUAUUACUAUCAAGAUAGUAACCACUUGGAUUCUUGUGACUUUCCCUAUCUUGUAGGAAACAGCAGAAAUCUACAAAGAAGCUUAAAAAAACUACGUUGAUAUAGAUCUGCUUGUUUAGCCCUAGAUGACCUGAAAUCCUCUAAAUGUGAGUGAAUUCAUUGUAUCUAAUCUGUAAAAAAAAAAGGUUUUGUGCUUUUUUGUUUACACAUCCUAGAGAACUUUGGCUUCCUCCAAAAUUUCACGCUACAUGUCCCAUAUCCAUGCAGGUUUUGUUUCUAUGGCUUGGUUUCAGAGAUUGCCACAUGAUUUGGGGAAUCAUUUUCAUGGCUGCUGUGCUUUACACCAUACACCAAUUUAAUUCAUACUGUCAUCAAUACUUGGUUCUGUCAUUAUUAUGAUGCACGUUAGACCUAAUGCAUCAAUGAUAAUUGUUAGCUCAGAACUGAUGUAUUAUACUAGAUACAGUAUAGUGGAGACAAAACAUCUUAAUUUUGAGUGCACCUAGGUGACAGUACUUAAAACUGACUGAUGUGGACAAGUCUUCAAAAUAACCUGUUUUUCAUCGUGGCGAGAGGCAGAGGCAAGAAGGGCACCAGUAUUAUGCUGAGAGAUGAAAAGUAAUCUGAAUUUAAUUUUAAAGGACACUAGAGGGACUGGUACCUUUUUGAUUUUCCAGUUAUUUGGCUUGCAUGUUAUUAGGCAAAAGAUAACUAUGUUUAAAGAUUGAGGACUACUGCACAUAAUGGUGAGUAACCUAUCUUUUUCAUGUAUUAUGUUCUGUUCAUCCACCAAACUUAUUCAUGAUGCUGGGAGCAGGCUACUUUAUGAUAUUGUGCUCAACUGUCAUUACUGUAUUAUAUAACUUAUCAGUUGUACUAUUGUAACAUAUGUUCUGUAUCUUAUUUUCUAUGUAAUGGUUUUGUAGCAAGUCACAGUUAUUGUUUAUGCCAUUUAAAUAGCAGCAAAGAUCAGGGGGCCUGUUGCUUAAAAUAAGGAAAUUAAAUUGUCAGUAUCUGUAACUGUGUAGUUUUUAGUUCAUUUAUUUUACAUUAGAAAUAGGCAAUAAUUGCAAUAUGACUAAUUUCCAUAAAAAUCUUAAACCUGUUCAUGAUUUUGCUUGAUUAACAAGGUAAACUGUAUUAUACAUAUGCACAUAUUGCUAUAUUGACUCCUGAGGCUUUAAGUACCACAUGUUUGACAUUGGAAUAUUACUUGAUUUGCCUAUGGCCUAAUACCGGUGACGGCAGUUCUAAUGUAAUUAACUGAAUGUCAUUGCUGGUUCAAAAACAAUAUAAACCAAUGCAAAAUACCCAAGAAAGCGUUUUGCAACUCCUAACUCAUUCUCAGUUGAUUAAAUAGAGAAUAAAACAAGGGUUUUCAUGACCAGUAUGUCCACCACCCAAUCAGAAAAAUCUUUGUAGCUUUCAGGGUAUUGGCCAACUUGGGAAAAUUUAUAAAAUUUUAUGAAGAGCAAGUAUAAAGAAGGUUCUUGCCCAAUGUAAAUCACAGGUACCAUUUCUGUAAUUAUAGCAUAGUUUAGUUAUAAGUGAGGUACAAGAGAGUUUAUAUAGUUGUAAUUACAGAGUGAGAACAAAUAUUAUUGAUUCAGUAUUCAAUUCUCAGUUCUCUUUAGGAGUAACAUCAAGGCCUCAGAAAAAGAACAGAAGAGCGCUGCUCUAAAGAUGAGGGACUUCAGUUAUGUGGAGUGAUGGGAGAAGAUGUUGGUGUUAUUCCUUGGUAGGUUUGAUAAAGAUGUUCAAAACCCUGAACAGUUUUAAUAACUUAAGAAACUUGUUCACAAUUUUGUUAACCAGAGGACAGAUUUAAGAUGCUAGCAAAAUGAAUUGGCACAUUUGUACAGUAAGUUGUACUGUAAAUGUGGAAUGCUCUGCCAGAAAGCAUGAUAGAUAUAGAUUCAAUGAUAGCAUUCAGAAGACAAAUAAUGACGGAAAUAGAGCAAAAAAGUAAAACAGCUAAAAGGGAGAAGAUGACAGUGUUUAUUUGUACUACAGCUUUCGCAUCAGCUAAGACUCCCGUGGCCAAGGAAAAGAGCAGGGACUGGAAAUGUGACUGAAAAACAUAAUUGGAAAGAGCAAAUGAAUGAUUUCAUGAGUGCCAGUAUAGGCACAAUGAACUGAAUGGUAAAGUGUGAAUUGGGGAGCUGAACAAAUUAUUUUGAGCUCCAUGAUUUCAACCAUCACCACAUGAUUUGAAAUGAAUGGAUUCCAGCAAAAU